AUGGCUAGCCCACAGGUUCUCGUGUUCGAUCCUGAGGGCCGCCCUGUGAAGUUUGACACCUGGCUCGAUGACCUGCACCUCUACCUACAGCUCACAGCCAAGGAUGACAUCUCACUGUACGAUCACGCCCUAGGCCAUGUCACUGCCCCUGCUGCUACUGCUGACAGCACUUCUCGCUCACAGUGGCAGACUCGUGAUGCCCACGCUCGCUUCGCCAUUCGCAACUCCCUGCCGAUAGACGAACGCGAGCACUUUGGUCAGCACAAGACUGCACAGGCACUGUACACAGCUGUAGUUGCUCGCUACUCCUCACCUGCCUCUGUCGCACUAGGCCGUCUCUCCCUCCCCUACCUGUUUCCCGACCUGGCCUCCUUUCACACAGUCGCUGACCUCAUUUCGCACCUCCGUACUAGUGAGGCCCGCUUCCGUGCCGCCAUGCCUGCUGAGUUCCUUGCCACGCACCCCCCUCCACUCUGGCUCACUCUCUACCACCUAGUCACCCGCCUCCCUGACACACUGCGUGCUGUCAGGGACCACUUCCUAGCUCGUUGCCCCACUGAGCUCACCAUUGCCCUCCUCGAGAAGGAGCUACUUGCAGCUGAGACUAGCAUAGUCGCUGUAGCGCUGCGUCUGCCUCGAGCGGACGCCGCAGCGGCAAGGGCAAAGGGGGCAAGGGUGGUGGCGGUGACGGCGGGGGAGGCGGCGGUGGGGGCGGUGGAGGCAGUGGGGGUGGUGGCUCGGCUGGAGGGGCGAGUGGUAGCGGUGGGGGUGGUGGCGGCAGCGGCGGGGGAGGUGGCAGGAGUGGAGGCGGCGGUUGGGGUGGCGGUGGACGAGGCGGCGGCAGGGGUUGGGGUGGUCGAGGAGGUGGCAGCGGUGGUGGUGGCCGUGGAGGCACUGGCGGUGGCCAGGGCCAGCAGCACACUCCCUCGCCCUAGGAGGUCCCAGUGUGGACGACCGCACGCCACACAGCGCUGCUUCUCUCGUCUCGACGACGCUUGGCGUGUUCAGUUCCCUCAGGCCACUGAGCUGCCCCGCUGGCUUGAUCUCCUGAAGAAGGGGAUUGAUAUCUAUGCUCUAGACUUUGAUGCUAUUCUAUCUGCCAUGUAUGUGAUGUCUACUAGUGGAGAGGGUGCUGAGUACUUGUAUGUGCCGCCCGACCCGGGCAUUAGGGCCAGUGCGUCUGCCGCUCCAGGUACUCGCGUGUCGGCUACCCCAGGUGCUGGUGAGGCUGCUGCUCUAGGUGCUCGUGUGUCUCCCCCCCUUGGUACUGCGUCGACUGCCGCACUGCACACCUUCACACUAGACUCAGGUGCUUCUCGCUGCUUCUUUCGUGACCGCACUGCCCUUGAGCCGCUUGCUCGGCCAGUUGCUGUCUCCCUUGCUGACCCCUCUGGGGGUCCGGUCUCCACCUCCCCUCGUUCUCUACGAACUUGGUGGCAGGAUGUGCACUCCAGGACGGGGGUGUUCACCAGUUCACCCCUGCCUACGAGCGCGUGA
This is a messenger RNA of Closterium sp. NIES-65, 1497 nucleotides long. The record is from the annotation of a GenBank genome assembly. NCBI's taxonomy places the organism in Eukaryota, Viridiplantae, Streptophyta, Zygnematophyceae, Desmidiales, Closteriaceae.